Emys orbicularis (European pond turtle) is the source of this 1275-nucleotide messenger RNA. RefSeq names its product keratin, type I cytoskeletal 24-like. The coding region runs from base 1 to 1275 and encodes 424 amino acids. Gene Ontology annotation, molecular function: structural molecule activity. NCBI's taxonomy places the organism in Eukaryota, Metazoa, Chordata, Testudines, Emydidae. Gene Ontology annotation, cellular component: cytoskeleton. The transcript is spliced from 6 exons. The record is from RefSeq and is a predicted model, not a curated record. Gene Ontology annotation, biological process: epithelial cell differentiation; intermediate filament organization.
AUGUCUCUUCGUAUUGCUAGUGGAUCCAGGAAGGUUUCCUCAUUUGGUGGAGGUGGUGGAUCAGUCAGAGUAUCCAGCAUAGGAGGAAGCUUUGGUGGUGGGAGUGUAUGUGGUUUGGCUGGGGGAUCCGGUGUCGGAUUAGGGAGUGGAUUAGGAGGGGGAGCAGGUGGUAGCUUUGGAGGAGGCUAUAGUGGUGGUUUUGGUAAUGUCUCAGUUGGAGGAGGCUAUGGAGAUGACUACUGCAGUAGCUCAUUUGGGGGCUUGGGUAGUGGCUAUGGUGGAGGCUUUAGUGGGGGCUUUGGUGGAGCUGAUGGCAGCCUUCUGUCUGGUGGCGAAAAGGAAACCAUGCAGAACCUUAAUGACCGCCUAGCUAAAUACCUGGAUAAGGUGCGUGCUCUGGAGGAGGCAAAUGCUGAUCUUGAACAUAAAAUCCGGCACUGGUAUGAGAAACAUGAUCCUGCUGCUGCUGGAUUGCGCCAUGACUACAGCAAAUAUUACCAGAUAAUUGAAGAUCUUAAGAAUCAGAUCAUCUCUGCAACUAUUGACAAUGCCAAAAUAGUCUUGCAGAUUGACAAUGCCAAGCUUGCUGCUGAUGACUUCAGACUUAAGUAUGAAAAUGAGCUGUUCCUUCACCAAAGUAUUGAAGCUGACAUUAAUGGUCUGCGUAGAGUCCUAGAUGACCUGACUAUGACAAGAUCCAACCUGGAAUCACAGCUUGAAAGCCUGACUGAGGAGCUAGUGUAUCUUAAGAAGAACCAUGAGGGAGAAAUGAAAAGCUUCCAGCGUGGCUCUACGGGUGAAGUGAAUGUAGAAAUUAAUGCUACUCCAGGAGUUGAUCUAACAAAGCUUCUUAAUGAGAUGAGAGCUCAGUAUGAAUACCUUGCUGAGCAAAAUCGUAGGGAGGCCGAAGAACAAUUUAAAAAAAUGAGUCAACAGCUGCAGCAACAAAUCUCUGAUGAUGCUGGUGCAGCAGACUCAGCCAGGCAUGAAAUAACUGAGAUCAAACGUACUCUCCAAACUCUGGACAUUGAGCUACAAUCCCUUCUGGCCAAGAAAUGCUCCCUUGAAGGCACCUUGGCAGAAAUUGAAGGAAACUACAGUUGUCGGCUUUCACAAAUACAGCUUCAGAUUAGCAAUCUGGAGGAACAAUUAAAGCAGAUCAGAUCUGAAAUGGAAUGCCAGAAUGCAGAAUAUGAACAGCUCCUGGGCAUCAAGACACGUCUAGAGAUGGAGAUUGAGACCUAUAGGCGACUGCUAAAUGGAGAAGGAGGGUAA